Molecule: messenger RNA, 1350 nt
Organism: Prorocentrum cordatum
Lineage: Eukaryota; Dinophyceae; Prorocentrales; Prorocentraceae
Source: the annotation of a GenBank genome assembly
AUGCCACAUGUUCGCAGUUGUCACAGGCGAGCUGCACGAAGAUCUCGGGCCGUUUAUUUGGGCUUCUGCAAGCCGCCAUGUAUUCCCGUUUGCUUGGGCUCGUUGUUGCCAAAAACCGAUACUUAUACGAUUCUUCUGACAGAAUUGGCUGCUCCGCCUGGAUUGGAGGGAGACUGCAGAGGGGGGAUCCAGGAAGUGGGAGUGCAGACUUUGUCUUCUCUUUGCCGGACUGUGUGUGUCGAUGUGCAAACGGAGACCCCCCCGACUCUUUGUCAUACCCAUUCCUAUGAGAGUGCAGUUGGGAGUUCAACAGCAGUUGGGAGUUCAACAUUUGGAAGUUCCGCAGUUGGUUUGACUUUGUGCCAGACCCAUUCUUAUGACAGUGCAGUUGGGAGUUCAACAGUUGGGAGUUCCGCUGCCGCCAGCUUGCAGGACGCCUGUGUACAAACUCAGCUCUCUUUAAUGGACGCCGGUGUGCAAACAGAGACUCUUGUGUCUGGUAUGCACAACGGUGCGGAAGUGGACGCUUUCACGGAUUCCCCAAACGUUUCUUCAAUGGAUGCUGACGUGCAAACUCAGUUCACUGGCAAGGACGCCUGUGUGCAAACUCAGUUCACUUCAAUGGAUGCUGGCGUGCAAACUCAGUGGGUCUACGUCUUCAUGAACUCUACGCAAAGUCAGACGCGUGCGUGCAAGGAAGCUCUACGCCUUCGUGAGUCAGGUGGGAAAGAUGUGCAGGCAGUGGUCUCAUUUUCUUCUGACACGUAUGCAGCUCUUUCAUAUUCCUCUUCUUCUGAUGUGAAGGCAGUGGUCUCAUCUUCUUCCGAUGUGAAGGCCAAGGGGACUUCCACGUGCUCUCAGGCCACCAUUGCCGAUGUUAAGGCAUGGAUUGACGCUGCUGGCAUUAUCAACGAGUCGAAUGCGAUCCAGUAUUUAAAGAAUGGAGUGGAUUUGUUUGCAGAACUUCUGACAGAAGGUGGGAUCCCUGCAAAGGCCAGGGCAAAUUAUGCUAUGCGGAAGCGCGGGACGUUCGAGAAUGUGCAAGCGACGUUGGAGGACCUUCUGGAAUUCUUCGAGAGGCACAGAUAUCUUACAGGGCAGAUGAACCGUGCCGAGGCUGCCAAGUUUCUACAGGAUUCCAAGUGCGACGAAUUCCGAAUCCAAUUCUAUGGACGUCCGAGGAACGAUACAACCUCGUCAUGUGGAAGUACUGCCUGCAAAGGCAAAGGCAAAGGCAAAGGUAAAGGCGCCGACAUAGGAGGUCAGGAGUUUGACGAUGUGUGUAGGUUCGGUGGGACGUUGACGGACUUUGAACGAAGGUGUAAAUCUCAGGUUUGGCCUCUGCGGUAG